Messenger RNA from Ambispora leptoticha, 285 nucleotides. NCBI's taxonomy places the organism in Eukaryota, Fungi, Glomeromycota, Glomeromycetes, Archaeosporales, Ambisporaceae. The record is from the annotation of a GenBank genome assembly.
AUGAAAUAUAAUAAUAAAGCAGUUCAAAUUGCAGAUUUUGAUCUUACUGAUAACAAAACUACUGAUAAUGAAACCAUAAAUGAAACUACAAAUAAUAAAACUACAGAUGACAAAACUAUAGUAAUAGAUAAUAAUAAUAAUUUAUCAGAUAUAUUUUUUGCAGUAAAUGAAGAAACUAUAGCUUUAGCUCAUGAAUUAGCAGUAAAAAAAUUAGCUUCAGAAAGUGAAGAUAAUGAAUUAUUAGAAACUCUAAAUGAUGUUGAUGAUAUUUUAUUUGAAAGCUAA